AUGGCCUCCGAGCUAGGGCUACCGCCGCCGGCGAAAGGCCCACCGGCGACAUUCACCACCAUUUCCGCUAUCAGCGACGACCUCCUCUGCGAGAUCUUCCUCCUCCUUCCCUCCCUACCGAGCCUCGUCCGGGCCGCCCUCGCCUGCCGCACCUUCCUCAACGCCGUCCGCUCGUCCCCCGCCUUCCGCCGCCGCUUCCGGGCGCUCCACCCACCGCAGCUCCUUGGAUUCUUCGGAGAACCCUGCCGCGCCCCCGUACCUCCCUUCGUCCCCCUCCGCAGCCGCUCCGACCCGGACCUCGCCGCCGCCGUCCGCGGCUCCGAUUUCUUCCUCACCCGUCUCCCGGAAGACAGCGGCGACUCCACCCUCGGGUGGAAGCUACAUAGCUUCCACGCCGGCUACGUCGUCCUCGUCAAAGAUGCCACCCACCAGAUCGCUGCCUACAACCCUGUCACGCAGGCGCUGCAUCUGUUACCCCGGCCGCCCGAGGAGAUCCUAUUCUCCGACUCUCUUGAGGCCCACAUUGUCUUCCCCGAAGAGGACCAGCGGGUGUUCCGUAUGGUCUGUGUCCAACACCAGAGCACGCGCCAGCGGGCGCCGGCUUGCGUAGCUGUCUUCUCAACGGUGACAAGGGAGUGGCAGGUUUUCCCAUGGGUGGAAACCCCGCCGCCACCGCCACACGACAUUAUCAAGUUUUACCCUGGCACGCAGCUGAAUGGAUUCGUUUACUGGAAGCACACGAGUCGACCCUAUGUACUUGUUCUCAACACUGCGACAGUGCAAUUCUCUAGACUGGAUUUGCCGCCAUUCUUGGGACAGAUUAGCUCUACGCGAUUCAGACUUGGUCAGACCAAGGAUGGGAUGCUAUGUAUGGUUGGCAUAGAUCUCUCUGAUGCAGAGAGAGGAACGCUUCAUGUUUGGCUUUGGAGAGCUGAUGACGAUGGUGUUCAGAAAUGGGUUCUGGGAGAUACUUUUCUGCUCACUACAUUUAUUGAUGCCACUAAGGAUGAUCCCACAGUGUACAUUGAGGCGGUUAUCGAUGGUUUUGUUUAUUUGUCAACUAAGUAUGAUGAGUAUACUGACGAACGUACUGGAUCUCUGCUAUCCCUCUGCCUGGAAACAGCAAAGCUAAGCAAGCUCUUUGGUGAUAGUACGUAUGUAAGCCCCGCACAUCCCUACAUCAUGGCGUGGCCUCCUUCUUUGGUGUGCAACAAGGGGGAUUCACAAACCAUGGUUAGUGGAGAGAGUGUUGCGGAUGCUGCUCCCGUGGGCAUGAAAGAAACUUCCUCUGUUCAUGCCUCAGCGUCGCCAUCCUACAAAUUUGAUUAA
Molecule: messenger RNA, 1329 nt
Organism: Triticum turgidum subsp. durum (durum wheat)
Lineage: Eukaryota; Viridiplantae; Streptophyta; Magnoliopsida; Poales; Poaceae
Source: the annotation of a GenBank genome assembly